AUGGAUCUGUCGAGGUGGGCCGUUGCAGCAGCGCUGCUUCAACUCGCCUCACUUGCACUGGCUCAUGGCCAUGAUGAGGAGCACCAUGAUAUGGAUAUGAAGAAGCCCGAAGCUCCUCAGAAUAACGGAGGAGAGGUCGAGCCAUAUGACAUGCCCAGUUAUGCCGGCCUAGGCCAGCACCAGAAUGUGAUUUUGGCGCAUGUGGUCCUGAUGGUGUUAGCAUGGUUUUUCAUUCUUCCAAUCGCCUCCAUGUUCAGUAUUGGUCGAUCGAAACUUGCUCUUCCAGUUCAAUUUCUCUUCCUGAUCGUUAACGGCCUUGGACUCUUGUUCGGAAUUGUGUACAACCUCAACACUCCAGAUUUGUACGUGCACAAUGCGCACCACAGCAUUGGCUGGAUCGCUACCUGGUUCAUGACCGCUCAGGUCAUUGCGAGCCUGUUAUUCGCAUACUCGCGGAGGGGCAAGCAACACCCUGCCCCAGUCGGUGAGAGGGCAGCGUUUCUCCCAGUCUCUGUUGAGAACAUGGCCCAGCAUAACAGGCGGCCGCCAUAUAGUCCUUACCGUUGGUCCGGCGACAGCGGUCAAGGCACCGAUACCUCCUCGACACUGCACAGCCGUGAUGGUUCUCCAACCGUCGUGGGUCGACGGGAUACCUUUGAUGAUUUCGAAAAGCCUGAACCUGUCCCAGACUCGGAAGACGAUGAAGACCUGCAGUUGCCGCAGCAGCCUAGCAAGCAAUCCCGCUGGUUGCGCAUCAGCUUCAUCGACAAAUACCUGUCGGCGCGAAUCCCGCAUCUGGUCUCAUCUCAGGUUCUGAGAGUUGUCGAGAUUGUGUACAAUGUGGUUGACAGACUGAUUCUGCUUCUUGGAUUUAUCGCCUUGGUGACUGGAUUUAUCACCUACUGUGGUCUUUUCAGAGCCAACAAUGUCUUCACGGGCCUUGCCCACUUUAUCAAGGGAGGAAUUUUCUUCUGGUACGGAUUGCUCACCCUUGGACGAUGGAUGGGUUGCUUUGCCGAUCUGGGCUGGGCUUGGAAUCUUAAGCCGACCCGCACCGAAGUCGGCCAAUGGAAGUCGAAAAUCCCUUCGGCUGAAUUCACAGAAUCCUUUGUCAUUUGGCUGUAUGGUGCAACCAAUGUCUUCUUGGAGCAUCUUGCUGCUUGGGGCGGAGAAUGGUCGGCGCAGGACCUUGAACAUGUUUCAAUCACCAUCAUGUUCUUUGGCGGCGGACUGUGUGGUAUGCUCGUUGAAUCCAGCACCGUGCGCCGCUGUCUGAACACGAUUGUCGACAACAUGCCUGCCCGAACAGAUGUUCAUCCGAGUGAAGCGCUGGAGCUGCGCGAGACACCGAAACAGUACACCACAUCUCUCAACCCUAUGCCGGGCCUGGUCAUCAUCCUCCUCGGAAUCAUGAUGUCCUCGCAUCACCAGGACUCGAUGGUUUCUACCAACGUACACGCACAAUGGGGCACGCUGCUGGUCGGCUUCGGGGUCGCUCGUAUGCUCACGUACCUGAUCAUGUUUCUCUCACCACCCAAGUCGGUCUAUCCUACCCGGCCUCCCACCGAACUGGUCGCAUCCUUCUGCUUGAUCAGUGGUGGAAUCAUCUUCUGCGCCAGUGCUCGAGACAUCGUCUACUAUAUGGAGACGACAGGUCUCAUGGCCAUGUUUGUGCUCACUGUCACGUGUGGGUUGACGGCAUUCAUCAUGGCAUAUGAGAUCAUCGUGCUGUCACUCAAGGGCUGGGCCAUGAGGAGGGAGAACAAGGGCGCGGCUCCCAGAUUUUGA
Molecule: messenger RNA, 1788 nt
Organism: Fonsecaea multimorphosa CBS 102226
Lineage: Eukaryota; Fungi; Ascomycota; Eurotiomycetes; Chaetothyriales; Herpotrichiellaceae
Exons: 4
Coding region: 1-1788 (595 amino acids)
Source: RefSeq, a predicted model, not a curated record